AUUGAUCUAUUGGUGUUUAUAAAAAAAAAAUGUUUUGCUACCAAAUGUAUCGGUGAAGACUAAAUUUUGUGUCAGUGUUUUGAAAAGUCGUUCUUAAAAACUUUGUAAAAAUGUCUUCGGUGCACUCUGAUGAUGAUCAAGAGGAGAUCAACGUGGACUCUGACAGCAGGCUGUCGGGCCACUGCGAUAGGAGUAUAGCAUCAGAGGACCGGGAUUCCGAACACAGUUACCAUGACAGAUAUCACGAUUCGCCAAACGAGCAUAUGACUGACACCCAACCGAGGGUGAAUUUACCUUUCAGCAUAUCUCGGCUUUUAGGGAAACAAUUUGAGGAUAUAGAUAAGCGACGAAAUUCAGGGGAAAGUGAUGACAGAAGUGAUCAGGACACUGAAUCAGAGAGUGCUAAAGAUGAAGGAAAGGACAAUUCUGGUUUACCUUUGAACUUUUCGCACACUCCGGGUUUAUAUCCAAAUUCUGGACUGUUAUUGAGACCUGGGUUGGGUAUUGGUGGUGGUUAUGGGUUCUCAAGUAACCCUGGGGUUGUCAGAGUGCCUGCGCAUAGAGCUCUGGGUGCAUUGGGAGCCUGGGGAGUCACUAUGGACCCGAUGAGGCAAGCAGCGGCAGCGGCAUUCGCACAUCAAAUUGUUAAGGACCGAUUGAACGCAUCAUUCCCAAUCACAAGGCGUAUUGGACAUCCAUAUCAGAACCGAACACCACCGAAACGUAAGAAGCCAAGAACCUCUUUUACCCGACUGCAGAUAGCGGAGUUAGAGAAACGGUUCCACAAACAGAAAUAUUUGGCGUCAGCAGAGAGAGCAUCUUUAGCGAAGACCUUGAAGAUGACUGAUGCGCAAGUGAAGACCUGGUUCCAGAAUCGCAGGACCAAGUGGAGACGCCAAACAGCAGAGGAACGCGAAGCAGAGCGGCAAGCUGCAAACCGCCUAAUGCUAUCUCUUCAAGCUGAAGCCCUAAGUAAGGGUUACAUGCCAGAACCACCACCCGGCUCAGCACAGCUCUCAGCAUUACACUAUCAGAACUCCACCAACCCUGCACAAGCCCAACCUUCGAAUACUGCAUUAAGUGCUUUACAAAAUCUACAACCAUGGGCUGGUAAUCAAAGUAACUUUAUAAAUGCACAAGCGGCGACCGCACAGCCGCCACACCCGCCGCCAGUGGCGUCACCUAUAUGUUGAUUCGUAGAUUAAGUUUUAGAAAAGGAAUUGUCUAUGUAAGGCGUACUGGCUAAGUAUAAAGUGCGUUUAUACGGAUUUGAAUUUCGAAGGGAGAAGUUACAGUUAUAGUCUGCAAAUAAUGUAAAGAUUUUCGUAGAAAUUCGUCAGAAUU
Spodoptera littoralis (African cotton leafworm) is the source of this 1344-nucleotide messenger RNA. The record is from the annotation of a GenBank genome assembly. Lineage: Eukaryota; Metazoa; Arthropoda; Insecta; Lepidoptera; Noctuidae.